This is a messenger RNA of Lathyrus sativus (Indian pea), 1467 nucleotides long. Lineage: Eukaryota; Viridiplantae; Streptophyta; Magnoliopsida; Fabales; Fabaceae. The record is from the annotation of a GenBank genome assembly.
AUGGAACGUUACACGCUACCCUUACCACAAGGACUUCACAACUCUCUUACUAUACCUUGGACUCAACCACAACAACAACACCAAGAACAACAAUCACCUUCAUCAUGGUCCACACCUAACUCCGAACCUAAACUCAACACCAACGACCAAGACAUUGCCAUUGCUAUUGCCAUGGCUGCUUCCACUACCUCUCUCCCUUUCUUCAAACCAGAACCUGAUAACUUCUAUAACCUCAACUCCACUACUACAACAACCACCAACAACAACAACGUUGUUCCGUUUGUUUCAAAUCAUACUUCAACUAAUGAUAAUUUUCUCAUGCACCAAAACACAAACACCAUGGAUUCAAUUUCAAAUCCACACCCUUUCUUCCACAACAACAACAACAACUACUUCUUCAACAAUACCAACAACAAUAAUAACCCUUUUGAGAUGGGAUUCGAAAAUGGAUUCUUUAUGGGAAACAAUAACACCAACGCUUCCAAUUCGCCUGUUUUUAUGGGUGGCUCCCUUGACCUGAGUUCCGCUUCCGAGUUUCCACCGAGUCUUGAACUCGAUGCUUCUGUAGCACCUUUUAGUGCUUCUUUUUCUAUGCCUCUUGAGCUGUCUCAACCGCAACCUCAACAGCAGCAGCAGCAACAGCCGACGACACUGUUUCAGAAGCGGCGAGGGGCGUUGGAGAUUCCGAGGUUGGAGACGGUGGGGAACAAGAAGAAGAGAAAAGUGGAGAAGAAGUGGGAAGAAGAUGGAAAUGGUGGUGGUGAGGAUGAUGUUGAGGAUUUUUCUGAGUUGAAUUAUGAUUCUGAUGAGAAUGGAAAUGAUUUGAACAAUUCCAAUGGGACUGUUGUUACUGGUGGAGAUCAAAAGGGGAAGAAGAAGAAAGGGCUUCCUGCAAAAAAUCUCAUGGCGGAGAGGCGUCGGAGGAAGAAACUCAAUGAUAGGUUGUAUAUGCUAAGGUCUGUUGUUCCAAAGAUUAGCAAGAUGGACAGGGCUUCGAUACUUGGUGAUGCAGUUGACUACUUGAAGGAGCUACUGCAGCGGAUUAACAAUCUUCAUAACGAACUGGAAUCAACUCCUCCUGGCUCAUUGCUGCAACCUUCUGCAAGUGCAAGCUUUCACCCGUUGACACCCACUCCGCCGACCCUUCCUUGCCGAGUCAAAGAAGAUCUAUAUCCUAAUGACUUGCUAAGCCCUAAAAACCAAUCUCCUAAGGUGGAAGUUAGGGUAAGGGAAGGGAGAGCCGUCAACAUUCAUAUGUUUUGUACCCGAAGACCGGGACUUUUGCUUUCUACCAUGAGGGCUUUGGAUAACCUUGGAUUGGAUGUUCAACAAGCUGUUAUUAGUUGUUUCAAUGGCUUUGCUUUGGAUGUUUUCAGAGCCGAGCAAUGCAGAGAAGGUCAGGAUAUUCCCCCCGAGCAAAUUAAAGCAGUACUUUUGGAUUCGGCAGGAUAUCAUGGUUUGAAUUGA